AUGACUCCACAGAAGGAUAAAACUCGUCUUCUGGAGGAUGGGAAAUUGGCUCAGACUGGUGUAACUACAGCAUCAGCCCCAUCUGGAACGCUGAACACUGAGAAGAGGAAUAACUGUGGUUCUCAGUGUGCCAACCCCAUGGUCCACAGCAUGGGAGCCACGACACAGAGGCAGAAUGGCUUCAGAACCACAGAGAGUAAAUGGAACUCACAGAAAAUGUCCACAAAAGAAGUUGCCAUUAAUGUUACAAAAAACAUCAGACAAAGUGACAGAAGGAAAACAAAGAAUUGUGCCAAUUAACAAAGAAAAUUGCAGGUGAGGAUGGAUUUAACAAUGCUUCACUACACUUUAAAUGUCAUCUGUCGCUGAAGAUGUGAAGAUCUCCAGAUGUUCCAGGUUGAAUACAGCAGGCAGCUGCUGUUGAGUGCCUUCAGAAGCAGGUCUUGUGGAAACCAGCUGCAGACACUGUAGGAUCUUCAGACAUCAUUUAUCUAAAGCAGUGGCACUACACAGACAUACAACAAAAUUCGUGCCAUUUCUUUUUCACUAACUUCUGUGUUAUCCCUUGGGUAUGUCCUAUUCUGCAUUGCUAUUAAGAUCAGGCUGGAUAAUAAGAGGUACAGCUCAUCACAAUUAAAAUCAGGAAAUGAACAAAUGAAUCUGCAUUUUUAGUCAUAGAGAUUUUUGAGUGUGCACAUUCAAACCCACGGAGUUCUUUUAAAGCACUCACUUUCAAAAAACUCAAACGCAGACUUCUCAGAAAGUGACACACAGGUGACUUCCACUAAAUCUGUUUUCAGCUAUAUAUAUAGGUUAUAUAUAGUCAAGUCAUACAGUAACCUUUUUAUAUAUUAAAAUUUCAAUUACCUAGUUUUAAUUUGUUGUCUGUAUUGACAUAAUUUUGGUCUUAAAAACAAGUAACUUUCAUGUUGACCAGCCUUACAUGAAGUUCUUAGUCUUAGCUGGCAAGUAGAGCUAUGGCUACUUAGUUUUUAUAUAUGGCCCUUUAAUUAUGUUGAGGCUCAGACUGACUUAGAAAAAGAUUGUCAUUAAUAUUUCAUGAAAAUAACCAUAAUUCUUAAAGCCAUAUUGUAAUAUCAGAUCAAAAAAUUAACUUUAUUUUAAGAUAUAAUUAAUUUGCUCUUCAGAAAUUAUUUAAUUGCAUUGUAAGCAUCCCGUAUCACAGUACUCCAUGAUUAUCAUGAAUAUAUAUCUAAAAGGAAUAUAAACAUUCAUUGUAGUAAAGUCCAGGAAUUAAUUCAACAUAUUACUUCUCAAUAUAGAAAUAAUAAUAUAUAUUCUCAGUGGGUUUGCAUGUUUAUAAGACAAAAGAGGUAAAUUUAUUUGCCUCCCCCAUAGACAUAUAUAUAUUUAUAUAUAUAUAUAUAUAUAUGGGUAUCCUUAGAGGGCCAUUUAUAAGAACUCUUUAAAAGUUGUUCAUAACAAAUAGAUAGCAUUGGGAAGAAAAUCCAUGUAUGAAUGGUAAAAAGUCCUUUUCAUGAACAAACAGGUAUAAAUAGAAUUCUGGGACUGAACCCCAAUUUAUUCCAUAUUAGGAUCAUUUUAAUGGCUUGCUGCUAGGUGUGUGUGUACUUAUUACUUUCCAUGUAGUACAAGAAGUCUAUGCAAUUGGAAUUGCUUAUUAAUUAUUCUAACAAAAAGGCAAACUGAGAUCCAGAACUAGUGCAAGACUUUUGCAGACCAUAGCAUAUUUUUAAAGGAUUUACUGGCAGAGAGAGUGCAGUAUAAACCUGCAUGAUACAGGAAAACUACAGAAAGUGAAUAAUGAUGCUGAUGCAUUAAAGGGUAGAGGGGAUUUUAUACACUCUCCUCGUGUAAUACAUUACUGUUCUUAUUCAUUAGGCUGUAAUUGAAAUUAUAUUAUUUCCCAGGUGGCUUUUUAGUUCUUAAUGUGCAAGCUUCCAAUGAGCUUAAUAAAACUAAAAGUAGGUUCUAGAAAUGUGUAUUUAUGUUUACUUUCCUUCUACUAGAGAUAACCACCAGUAGAAACAAGCAAUUUGUUUGUAAAAUAAUAUACCAAUCUGUGUAAUUGGGGUGACAGGAUCUAAUCUAUACUGCCUAAGACAAUUUAAAGUCCUAAAAAUAGGUUCCUGUCCUGGUUUUAGUGGAAUAGGCAAGCUCAAAGAAUCAU
Pipra filicauda (Wire-tailed manakin) is the source of this 2152-nucleotide messenger RNA. It is a transcript of the gene BAALC, whose product is annotated as BAALC binder of MAP3K1 and KLF4. Gene Ontology annotation, cellular component: cytoplasm. Bases 1 to 300 code for a protein of 99 amino acids. Lineage: Eukaryota; Metazoa; Chordata; Aves; Passeriformes; Pipridae. The transcript is spliced from 3 exons. The record is from RefSeq and is a predicted model, not a curated record.